Pseudonaja textilis is the source of this 894-nucleotide messenger RNA. RefSeq names its product ankyrin repeat domain 39 (gene ANKRD39). Gene Ontology annotation, molecular function: protein binding. NCBI's taxonomy places the organism in Eukaryota, Metazoa, Chordata, Lepidosauria, Squamata, Elapidae. The record is from RefSeq and is a predicted model, not a curated record.
UGGACGAAGCGCCUUUCAUUAUCCGGAAGGAGGCAAGAUGGCGGCUACCCCAGUGAGUAGAAAACCUUCCUUCUGGACACGACCUUCCCUUUUCUAGACCUUGUGCUGGUCCAGGGGCCGUCAACCAAAGGGUGGAUUCGUACCUCGGAGCCGCCUCUUCCCCUUUGCCAAUAAAGACCUUUGUGAGAAGACUGAAAAGAGCCCCGAUGACUUGGUCACCGGGACGCCACGAGGACGGCACCUGUUCCUGCCACCCCUCUUCAGUGCAGAGUGUUCACCAGACUCUGGAUGAAAUGGAUUUCGAGAGAGGGAUCUGGAACGCUGCGCUGAAUGGAGACCUAGAAGGGGUCAAGAGACACGUCCUCAGCUGUGGGAGACCUAAUGAGCCAGACCCUUUCGGAUACACAGCUUUGCACUAUGCCAGCCGCAACGGGCAUUAUGACACCUGCCUUUUCCUCCUGGGCCAUGGAGCCUCCUGCAAUGUCCGCACCCAUGGCGGGGCCACCCCCCUGCAUCGAGCGGCUUACUGCGGUCACAGAGCAAUAGUCGAGCUGCUGCUGGACCACGGAGCUGAUCCGGCUGCCAAGGAUGACGAUGGGAAGACCUGCCUCCACAAGGCAGCAGAGAAUGGGCACCAGGAACUCUGUGAGCUUAUCUUGGAGCGCCACCCUCAGCUGAGGCCCAUGCAGGACAACAGCCAGAGACGUGCUGGUGACUUGGUUCCUGCCAAGAAUGAAGGCUUGCGGAAGAAACUUUUAGAUCUGUGAUUUGUUCCUUGAAAAACCUGCCUGUUCCUUAAGCCAAACGUCCAUGUUGCGUCUUCUCUUCUGAAAUUACACCGAAGCAGCUGAACUGAAUUCAGUCUCUACUGUGUUUUCCCCAAAAUAAGACCUC